CUUUGUUGAUGAAGACAAAAGCUCCACCCUGCUCUUCAUACCGGAGGUUUGCCAGUAAACACACAUCUUCCUCAUCAGCAUGAACACAAGAACAGCCUGCAUGGUUCAAACUAACUCCACCUGACAAGAUCCACUGAGAGGACGCACAGAGCAGGAAACACCUCAGCACUGAUGAGAGUUUUACAGCCAGCACUGCUCUAGUGUAUGUAUGUGUGAUUGGUAAACUGUUGGAUUGAGUUUUAACUGAAAAGACGAGAAGCAAUGUCUCUCAGAGUGGAGGAGGACCUCUGUUGUCCCGUCUGCCAGGACGUUUACAGGGAUCCAGUUGUCUUGUUCUGCAGCCACAGCUUCUGUCGACGAUGCCUGAAAAGCUGGUGGGAAGGGAAGAAGAAACUGGAGUGUCCACUUUGUAAGGAAGAAUCUACUACAAGUGACCCUCCAUGCAACCUGGCUUUAAAAAUGCUCUGUGACAGAUUCCUGUUGACAAGAAAGAAGGAAGUUACAAAACCAGAGGUUUUCUGCCGGCCGCAUGGUGAGAGAUUCAAGCUGUUCUGUGUGGAUGACGAGGAACUUUUAUGUCUCGUCUGUCAGCAUUCAGAUGGUCAUUAUGGACACAAACUCCAACCUGUGAAUGAAGUAGCUCAGGGUCGGAGAAAUGAGCUGAGAAAGGCCCUGAGGCCGCUGCUGGACAAACUGAAGGUGUUCAAAGAAGAGAAGGGAAACCUGGAUCAGACAGCUGAAUACAUUAAGCUCCAGGCCCAACAGACCGAGGGACGGAUCAAGGAACAGUUCAGGAAGCUUCAUCUGUUUCUCCACAAGGAGGAAGACGCCAGGAUUGCUGCUCUGAGGACAGAAGAAAGCAAGAAGACUCAGAAGGUAAGCCUAAAGAUCGAUGCCCUGAGUAGAGAGAUCGCUGCUCUUUCACGGACAAUAAAAGACACAGAGGGACUGAUGAAGGCUGAGGAUGCCGUAAUGCUGCAGAGCUUUAGGACUGCCGCAGAAACCAUCCAACAGCGCCUCCUGCUGGAGAAUCCUCAGCCUGUCUCUGGAGCCCUGAUAGAUGUGGCCAAACACCUGGGCAACCUGAGCUUCAACAUCUGGAACAAGAUGAAGCAUCUGGUGUCCUACACUCCUGUGGUUCUGGAUCCAAACAGCGCAAACUUUGAGCUCAUCCUGUCUGAAGACCUGACCAGCGUGAGAUGGGGCCAGAAGCAGAACAUUCCCGACAACCCGGAGAGGUUUGACUUCUUCCGCAUCGUCCUGGGCUCGGAGGGCUUCAUGACGGGAACCUACAGCUGGGACGUCGAGGUUGGAGACAACACAGACUGGUUUGUGGGAGUCGCCUCCCAAAGCGUCCAGAGGAAAGGAACCCAUCCCAGCCGUCUGUGGAGAAUCGGCUGCAUUGACGGUCAGUACGUGGCCCGGGCCCUGUCGGAACCGUCCACGGUUCUGCUGGUGAACGGACGGCUCAGCAGGAUCAAAAGCAUUCUGGACUGGAACAGAGGGAAGCUGAUGUUCCUCGACCUCAACACCAACACUGUCAUUCACACCUUCACUUAUUCCUUCACUGAGAAGCUGUUUCCUUACUUUAACUCUGUGCAUGCGUCCCCGUUGAAGCUGGUGCCUGAAAAUGUGUCUCUGAGGUUCAGUUAACCAGACAGUAAAGCUGCUAAAAGCUCCAGCCGCUUUAAGAGGAUCAGUGCAAUGAUACUAAAACAGAAGAACAAAAGGGAUACAACUCUCUGAUUUUAUUAAGAAAUGCUUUUACUUUGUUUUCUCAUAACAUUUCAACCACAUUUUAUUUUACUGUAUAGACUGAAGUAUCUUCAUUUGGACAGUUUAAGUGACUCAAACUGAAAUAAAGCUGUUGAUCAAAUAAACAUUUGUGAAACUGUCUUUAUUUGAAGUGAAUCAUGAAGUGAUGUUCUGACAGCAUGGAAGUCAUCCACUGAAGACCAUGAAAGCUUGUCCUCCAUUUUUAGCUUCAGAAUCGGUCCAGCCCGGUCCAACCUGACUGACUGUACUGAGACCGGCGGCUGAAUAGAACCCGACAUAUCAUUUUAAUUUAUUUCAAUUAAUGAUGCUUUUAGUGCUUUCAUUUUUAUCCACCCUCUCCCGUUUUUAUCCAGUGUCUUCCGGCUCCGAGUCACGGUGAAAGGAUGAACUCCCUGCUGCUGGUCGGUUGAAUCUGUCCGUUCCUAUGU
This is a messenger RNA of Poecilia latipinna (sailfin molly), 2204 nucleotides long. Its product is annotated as nuclear factor 7, ovary-like. NCBI's taxonomy places the organism in Eukaryota, Metazoa, Chordata, Actinopteri, Cyprinodontiformes, Poeciliidae. The record is from RefSeq and is a predicted model, not a curated record. The transcript is spliced from 2 exons. Bases 262 to 1653 code for a protein of 463 amino acids. Gene Ontology annotation, molecular function: zinc ion binding; protein binding.